Cylicocyclus nassatus is the source of this 1428-nucleotide messenger RNA. NCBI's taxonomy places the organism in Eukaryota, Metazoa, Nematoda, Chromadorea, Rhabditida, Strongylidae. The record is from the annotation of a GenBank genome assembly.
AUGACCGGCUGGACCGGGGAAGCCGCUAGUACUCUUAUAAGCAACUUGCACAAACUGCAAGGGGUGCCACCCUCAUCCACGUUGACAACCAUAUGUAAGAAGGACGGUGCUCAAAAAACUACUGCAACAGAUCGGGGAGAACACGAAAAGCAUUUGUACGCCAAACUCGCCCGUGGCUACAAUACUCUUGCGCGACCGGUUCGCAAUGCAAGCGAACCGGUGCUUGUGGUCCUUGGUCUUGAUUUCCAGCAGAUACUUACUUUGGACGAAAAGCAUCAAGUUCUGCACUCCAAUGUUUGGUUACGCAUGAGCUGGCGCGAUCAGUACUUGACUUGGGAUCCAGCAAAAUAUGCAAACAUUCGCGAAGUACGUCUACCGAUAACAAAUAUCUGGAAGCCCGAUGUGCUACUGUACAACAGCGUUGAUGAACAUUUUGACAGCACAUGGCCGAUCAACGCAGUCGUUACAUAUUGCCGAAUUGACAUCGCUUAUUUUCCUUUCGAUUUCCAGCAAUGUUCUAUGAAAUUUACAUCAUGGACAUACUCAGGUCUAUUCAUUGACCUACGCAAUGAUUCCGUUAUUGUGGGCACGUAUAAGCCCAACGGAGAAUGGGAGAUUUUAGAUUUUACUUCAAAACGCUCUAUCUUCUACUACGACUGUUGUCCGGAGCCAUACUACGAUAUAACGUUCACCAUAACCUUGAAAAGACAAACACUUUAUUAUGGAAUUAACCUUGUCGUACCGAGUAUGCUGAUAUCUGCUCUCGCUCUAUUCGGUUUUACGCUGCCACCAGAUUCGGGCGAAAAACUCAAUUUAUGUGUCACCAUAUUCAUGUCUCUAUGCGUAUUUAUGCUAAUGGUUGCAGAAGCGAUACCGCAAACCAGCGACGAUUUACCGUUGAUAGAGGCCUACUUCUGUUGCAUUAUGUUCGAAGUCGGAGCAUCCGUUGUGUGCACAGUUUUCGCACUGAACUUUCACCAUAGGACACCUGAAAGCCACCGAAGAAUGGCACCACUAACAAGGAAAAUUCUUUUGGAAUGGCUACCACUGCUGGUGUUCAUGAAACGCCCCGCACCUUUUGAUGCAGAUCAGCUAGAUGGAGAUUUCGUACCCGAGCACUGCAAAGCCAAAAGUACACCUGAUGUUGAGACACUAGAUUUUGAAAACCUCUUUGUGGGUGAGAUCAUUAAGUCCCUUGACAGGAACACUGAUCCACUUAUAGAGAAGUUGGUUAUAGCUUUGAGAAAUAAGAUGCCAAAAGAUGCAGAAACUGAAAAAAGAGAACGAAGCAUUGUACUAGCCCUAAUUCCUGAGACGCGAACGGACCGAACAUUGCGUGAAAGGAAAAAACAGUCGGAGGAACGUUGCACAUGUGCUAGAACAGAUAAAUGUGGAUUGUUCGCCAUACGAAAUCUUUCGUAUGGGUAA